GCACAUUGCCCAGACUGGGUUGUUGGACUACAACUCCCAGCACGGUGUGCUCUGCCUUUCUGCACACAAAGCUGAUGGGUAGGACUACAACUCCCUGCAUGCAAUGCUCCCUAGCCGGUGUAUUUCACUCGCCCUCCCUCAUCUCUGAUGAGAGACAAGAGUCACUGAAAGGGAGGGCAAACAACAGACAGCAGCAAUGCUAAACUGCUUGGUGACCGUGCUGGGAAUAUUCAUCUGUGUUCCCCUUCUCCUGUUCAUGGCAGCUCCCUACAUCAGGAGGUACAUAGCAGGAGGGGUGUGUAAGUCAACAGCUAAGCUGAAUGGGAAGGUGGUGGUAAUCACGGGAGCCAACACAGGCAUUGGAAAGGAGACAGCCAGAGAUCUCGCACAAAGAGGUGCCAGGGUGAUCAUUGCCUGCAGAGACAUGGCAAAGGGGGAAGCAGCAGCCUGUGAGAUCCGAGCAGAGACAGGGAACCAACAAGUAAUUGUGAAGAAGCUGGAUCUGGCAGAUACCAAGUCUAUCCGAGAGUUUGCUGAGAACUUCCUAGCAGAGGAGAAGGAGCUACAUAUCCUCAUUAACAAUGCAGGUGUGAUGCUGUGCCCUUACUCAAAGACGGCUGAUGGCUUUGAGAUACAUCUGGGAGUCAAUCACCUUGGUCACUUCCUCUUGACCUUCCUGCUGCUGGAGUGCCUGAAGCAGUCGGCCCCGGCCCGCAUAGUGAAUGUGUCCUCACUGGCUCAUCAUGGAGGCAGGAUCCGCUUCCAUGACCUCCAGGGUGAGAAGUGCUACAACUGGGGCCUUGCGUAUUGUCACAGUAAAUUGGCCAAUGUACUCUUCACCCGGGAGCUGGCUAGACGCCUUCAAGGCACUGGAGUCACUGCAAACUCGCUGCACCCCGGCUCUGUUCAUUCCAGUUUGGGCCGGCACUCGAUUCUAAUGACCCUGCUGUGGAAGACAUUUUCUUUCUUCUUGAAGACUCCACGCGAAGGAGCCCAGACCAGCGUAUACUGUGCAGUGGCUGAGGAGCUGGAGUCUGUGACUGGACAGUAUUUCAGUGACUGCCGGCCAGCCUAUGUUUCCCCUCAGGGCCGGAACGAUGAGCUGGCAAAGAAGUUUUGGAAUGUCAGUUGCGAGCUGCUGGGCGUCCAGUGGGACUGAACUGUCAACCCCGAUCUCUAGCUGGAUGGGCCUGGAUUUGAUGAUCUUAAGGAGCAUUUUGCUUGGGUAGAGGAACACAAGCAACCGUGCACCCUGCCUGGCACUUGCAGCGGCUCUACCAGUGAUUUUAUAGACACUAUUGCCCUUAAACUUCUGAGAUAUCUUAUGUUUUAAAAGAAAAGGUGAGAUUAUUGCCCCACUCAUCCCUCUUUCCUAACUGGAGGCUCAGGCCAAAGUGCAGUGACUCAGGGCUUAUCCUUUCCCCGCCCCAGCUUCCAUUCCACAACACAUUCUUCCCCUGGUUCCCUAAUAGAAGUGGAGGCUUUAGGUCAGUUAGGUUUCUGUACAAGUCAAUUUAGAAAUUUUGCUUUAUGCUUAUGGAAGAGUCUUUAUGCAGCAGUAGUAACCAGACUGGUUGAGAGUUUCCUUCAAUAUAUGCUCCACUGAGUCACUUGUCUCUGCUCCACUGCUUGGAAGGGGAUCCUAAAGCUGCAGCAACCCCCAGCUUAAAGGAGCAAGUCUUAAGUGAUCCAAGUGCUGAGGCCCCUCAGGAUUGUUAAUCAAGUGUAUUUCAGUAGCCCUUGUUGAUGCAACCAGGCUUGAGAACCACUUUGUGCUAGGCACAGCAUAAACUGCCACAUGUACCUUGUAGGUGGUUUUGGAAUGCCAAACGGGAGUGGGGGAAGGGGGAGAAGAGCUGCCAGUAGAGAGAGUGAGCAGAGAAUUGUGAGUGGUGUAUAGGGUAGUGAGUAACAGAGUAAUUCAAGCUGUGUCUGAUCCAUCCCUGCCACGUUUGCUGUCCUGAUGGAGGAUAUUGGAAUUGCAGCCAUAGACAAAGGCAGGGAUCAUCCCUAGCGAGACAGCAAUGGCCACAUUAGCAAUGGGGCAGGAAGGUGAGAGUAGAACCUAGUUUACAUUGGCAUUAAGUUUGCCUGCCCAGUAGUUCUAGGGAGAGGCUAGCCAAGGGUGGCAUGUGGCACUUACAACACAUUGGACACACCUGUUGCAAAGGGCAAGUAAAGUUGGUCAUUGUUGCAGUCAAGCAGGCUCCAAAUUCUUCCUACCCUGUGUGGUAACUGAGCUGCUUGCCUAUAAGAGGUCAUAUUUUACACCUCAUUUGACUUUUUCUGGAAGCAUCCCAUGGCUAAAAUGUCACUGCAGUCAGGAUAUCACAGCUUGCAGGGCUGCCAUUCAGUCCUGUACUCUGUGUAGUCACAAGUGAAUGGCAUUUUCUAGAAGCAGAUGCCUAGUUCCUGAGUUAGGUUAGCACUACCAGCUCUCUCUACAGCAAUGCUUGACCCUGCAAGUCACCACUGAGUUACCUCCAACCAUGACAUUACUAAAUAAAAUCAUUCCUGUUUUACACUGUUA
Caretta caretta (loggerhead turtle) is the source of this 2530-nucleotide messenger RNA. RefSeq names its product retinol dehydrogenase 12. The record is from RefSeq and is a predicted model, not a curated record. Lineage: Eukaryota; Metazoa; Chordata; Testudines; Cheloniidae.